Molecule: messenger RNA, 833 nt
Organism: Strongylus vulgaris
Lineage: Eukaryota; Metazoa; Nematoda; Chromadorea; Rhabditida; Strongylidae
Source: the annotation of a GenBank genome assembly
AUGGAGUUAUCCUCAAUUAAAGCAUCGGUAUUAGCUAUACAGAUUCGAUUCCGUGUUAUUUGGAAUAUUGAGAAAAUCCAUCUUAACUGGGGAUUUAUAAUCCAAUAUCCAUUCUUUCCAAGAUUAGGCGCGAAUGCUGUCAUAUUUCCAGUAUCGCCUGUGCCAGCUCCAAAGAUGGGAGCUGUGGCUGCGGGUAUGCCAAAUUCGACAGGCUCGCAGCUUUCACGUGCACGACGAUACAUUCAUAUCAAUAUCGCCUCUGUACUCGAAGCAAUCGCAUCGGCUAAAAUUGCCAUUGUUCAUUCCGGAGAGGAAGGCGACGUCAAUGCUUGCCUCGGAGUGAUUAAAACCAGUGGAUAUGCUGGCAAUGUUGAAGUUACUCGACUACGAGUGAAUGAACCAGCUAAGGAUAGACUUCAGCUUAUCACACUACGAAAUCAGUGGCCUCUUGUGUUUGUAAAAUGCCUCGGAGUGAUUAAAACCAGUGGAUAUGCAGGAAAUGUUGAAGUUACUCGAUUACGAGUGAAUGAACCAGCCAAGGAUAGACUUCAGCUUAUCACACUACGAAAUCAGUGGCCUCUUGUGUUUGUAAAAGGCGACGCAGUGGGAGGAGUUGAUGAGCUAAAACAGCUUGCUGACAAACGUAUAUUGGCGGAAUGGCUAAAAGAUCAUAAGUACGAUCUUGUUGUGAUUGGUGGAGGAUCAGGAGGACUUGCAGCGGCAAAAAAGGCGGCCGAGUAUGUUCUUUCUUCGUAUUCUAUAUCGUUCAGACGCAAUCCUUUCUUCCGUUGUGUUUACUCAAAUUUUACCUCAAUGUUACUAAAUAGCUAGCA